Messenger RNA from Prosopis cineraria, 3220 nucleotides. Its product is annotated as plasma membrane ATPase 1-like. Bases 198 to 3068 code for a protein of 956 amino acids. The transcript has 21 exons. Gene Ontology annotation, molecular function: ATP binding; P-type proton-exporting transporter activity; ATP hydrolysis activity. Gene Ontology annotation, cellular component: plasma membrane. NCBI's taxonomy places the organism in Eukaryota, Viridiplantae, Streptophyta, Magnoliopsida, Fabales, Fabaceae. Gene Ontology annotation, biological process: proton export across plasma membrane; regulation of intracellular pH. The record is from RefSeq and is a predicted model, not a curated record.
UAUUUUACGGCCAAGUCAGUUAUACAUGACUGGAAAAGAAAGCUUUUGAGAACCUGGAAGCGAGAAGAGACGAAGGAGAGACAAAGAGGGAGGAUCGUUUAGCGCUUUUAUUUUAUCAGUGUAUUUUGAUUGUCAUAUAAAUUGAAUUUGUUUGCCAUUGUAGAGUACCUAAACGCAGACACUCGGUUCUUGUUGAGAUGGCUGACAAAGACGAAGCCUUGAAGGCGGUGCUGAAGGAAGCUGUGGACUUGGAAAACGGACCGCUUGAGGAGGUUUUUCUGACGUUGAGAUGUGAUCGAAAUGGGCUUACAACGGCAGCUUCUCAAGAGAGGUUGGCCAUUUUUGGACACAACAAACUUGAGGAGAAGCAGGAAAGCAAGGUUCUGAAAUUCUUAGGAUUCAUGUGGAAUCCUCUCUCGUGGGUCAUGGAAGCUGCGGCAAUCAUGGCCAUUGCGUUGGCCAACGGAGGAGGGAAGCCUCCCGAUUGGCAAGACUUCGUCGGAAUCAUCACACUCUUACUAAUCAAUUCGACAAUAAGUUUCAUAGAGGAGAACAAUGCAGGUAAUGCCGCUGCAGCUCUUAUGGCUCGGCUAGCACCCAAAGCAAAGGUCCUUCGAGAUGGGAAAUGGGUUGAGGAGGAUGCAAGUAUUCUUGUUCCUGGCGACAUAAUUAGUGUGAAGCUCGGAGAUAUUAUUCCAGCUGAUGCUCGUCUUCUUGAUGGUGAUCCUUUGAAGAUUGAUCAGUCUGCACUUACCGGCGAAUCCCUUCCGGUGACGAAAGGACCUGGUGAUAGUGUAUAUUCAGGCUCUACAUGCAAACAGGGGGAGAUAGAAGCAGUUGUUAUUGCGACAGGAGUUCAUACCUUCUUUGGCAGGGCUGCUCAUCUUGUAGAUACAACAAAUCAAGUGGGGCAUUUUCAAAAGGUCUUGACUGCUAUUGGGAAUUUCUGCAUUUGUUCAAUUGCAGUGGGAAUGAUGAUAGAGAUUAUUGUCAUGUACCCGAUUCAACAUCGGAAGUAUCGUCCUGGAAUUGAUAAUCUGUUGGUGCUUCUUAUUGGAGGAAUUCCCAUAGCGAUGCCCACUGUUUUGUCCGUGACAAUGGCUAUUGGAUCCCAUCGUCUAGCUCAGCAGGGCGCUAUUACUAAACGAAUGACAGCAAUAGAAGAAAUGGCAGGCAUGGAUGUAUUGUGCAGUGAUAAAACGGGAACUUUGACAUUGAAUAAGUUAACAGUUGACAGAAAUCUUAUUGACGUUUGUGCAAAAGGAGUUGACAAAGAUACUGUAAUUCUCAUGGCAGCUCGUGCCUCUAGAGUGGAAAACCAAGAUGCAAUAGAUACUGCUAUUGUAGGGAUGCUGAGUGAUCCAAAAGAGGCAAGGGCUGGUAUUCAAGAGGUUCACUUCCUUCCAUUCAAUCCAACUGAUAAGAGGACAGCUCUGACAUACAUAGAUGGUAACGGUAAAAUGCAUCGUGUCAGCAAAGGCGCACCAGAGCAGAUUUUGAAUCUUGCACACAAUAAAUCAGAGAUAGAACGUAGAGUUCAUACUGUCAUUGAUAAAUUUGCAGAAAGAGGAUUACGAUCUCUUGCGGUAGCCUACGAGGAAGUUCCUGAUGGAAGGAAGGAGAGCCCCGGAGGGCCUUGGCAAUUUAUUGGCCUCAUGCCUCUGUUUGAUCCACCUAGGCAUGACAGUGCAGAGACAAUCCGAAGGGCAUUGAAUCUUGGAGUAAAUGUUAAGAUGAUAACAGGUGAUCAACUAGCAAUAGCAAAGGAAACAGGACGCCGUCUUGGGAUGGGAAUCAACAUGUACCCUUCAUCAGCUUUAUUGGGACAAAACAGGGACCCAGCAAUUGAUACUUUGCCAGUUGAUGAAAUGAUUGAAAAAGCUGAUGGUUUUGCUGGUGUCUUCCCUGAGCACAAAUAUGAGAUCGUAAAGCGCUUACAAGCUAGGAAACACAUAUGUGGAAUGACUGGCGAUGGGGUUAAUGAUGCCCCGGCUCUUAAAAAAGCAGAUAUUGGAAUAGCUGUUGCUGAUGCAACUGAUGCAGCUCGUAGUGCUUCUGAUAUUGUUCUGACAGAACCAGGUCUGAGCGUUAUCAUAAGUGCUGUCCUAACCAGUCGAGCCAUAUUCCAGAGGAUGAAGAAUUACACAAUCUAUGCAGUCUCCAUCACAAUCCGUAUUGUGCUUGGUUUCAUGUUAUUGGCCCUCAUAUGGAAAUUUGAUUUCCCACCAUUCAUGGUGCUGAUUAUUGCUAUCCUCAAUGAUGGUACCAUUAUGACAAUAUCAAAGGACAGGGUGAGACCAUCUCCACAUCCAGAUAGCUGGAAACUCACAGAGAUAUUUACCACUGGAAUUAUUGUUGGUGCUUAUUUGGCUAUGAUGACUGUCAUCUUCUUCUGGGCUGCAUAUAAAACAGAUUUCUUCCCUCGUACAUUUGGGGUUUCAAGCCUUCAAAAGAAGGACGAGGGUGACUUUAGAAAACUUGCGUCAGCAAUAUACCUGCAAGUCAGUAUAAUUAGUCAGGCCCUCAUAUUUGUUACCCGAGCCCGGAGCUGGUCUUUCGUUGAGCGUCCGGGUCUCUUACUUGUAACAGCUUUUGUUGUUGCUCAGCUGAUAGCUACACUGAUUGCUGUUUAUGCAAAUUGGAGUUUUGCUGCAAUUGAAGGGAUUGGAUGGGGUUGGGCUGGCAUUGUUUGGCUUUAUAACCUCAUCUUCUAUUUCCCUCUCGAUUUUAUCAAGUUUGUGAUUCGAUAUGCCUUAAGCGGCAGGGCUUGGGAUCUUCUCAUUGAACGAAAGAUCGCUUUUACCAGCAAGAAGGAUUUUGGAAAGGAAGAACGUGAACUUAAAUGGGCACACGCACAGAGGACCCUCCAUGGGCUUCACCCACCUGAUACCAAAAUGUUCAGUGAACGUGCAAGUCAUGCAGAGCUCAAUCAGAUGGCUGAAGAAGCUAAGAGACGAGCUGAGAUUGCUAGACUUAGAGAGCUCCAUACACUAAAAGGCCACGUAGAGUCGGUGGUUAGACUGAAAGGCCUUGACAUCGAUGCUAUUCAGCAGGCAUACACUUUCUGAGAUCACGUCGUUCCAUCUAAGGUUGAUUCGUGCGUUGAAGGCUGCUGUAUUGAGGAGUGAGAAUGGAUAUGAAAUUUGAAUGGCCACUUCCAGUUUUGGUGGACAAUCUGCUUACUGUUGUAGUUGUAGAUAUAUAUAUAUAUAUAUAUUUA